Messenger RNA from Penicillium macrosclerotiorum, 1821 nucleotides. RefSeq names its product beta-N-acetylhexosaminidase. NCBI's taxonomy places the organism in Eukaryota, Fungi, Ascomycota, Eurotiomycetes, Eurotiales, Aspergillaceae. The record is from RefSeq and is a predicted model, not a curated record. Bases 1 to 1821 code for a protein of 606 amino acids. Gene Ontology annotation, biological process: glycosaminoglycan metabolic process; carbohydrate metabolic process. The transcript has a single exon. Gene Ontology annotation, cellular component: membrane. Gene Ontology annotation, molecular function: beta-N-acetylhexosaminidase activity.
AUGAAGUUCAUCUCCGUCCUCGGCGCGCUCGGGACCCUCGCGUCGACCGUCUCCGCGGUCAAGGUGAACCCACUUCCCGCGCCCCGCAACAUCACUUGGGGCUCCUCCGGUCCGAUUCGCGUUCGCCAGGUCGCCCUCCGGACCACCGACAGUCACGGACACACGCAUGCCGUGGUCAAUGAGGCCUGGGAACGUGCCUGGGCUACCAUCACUAAUCUCCAAUGGGUCCCUGCAGCUGUUGAAGCUCCCAUCUCCUCGUUUGAGCCCUUCCCCACCGCCGCCCCCGAGCCCUCGGCCUCGGCCAAGGCCAAGCGAGCAAGUACGGCAAAAGCCAUUCAGUCGGUCCAGUUGUCCGUCAUUGACGGAGACGCGGACCUCCAGCACGGGGUUGACGAGUCAUACACCCUGGAAGUGACGGCGACGGCCGGCAGUGUCAAGAUCACGGCCCAAACUGUGUGGGGUGCUCUUCACGCGUUCACCACGCUGCAACAGCUGAUUAUCUCCGAUGGCCGGGGCGGGCUCAUCAUUGAGCAGCCGGUGAAGAUCCAGGAUGCGCCUCUGUACCCGUACCGGGGUAUCAUGAUGGAUACGGGACGCAACUUCAUCUCCCUGCAGAAGAUCCUCGAGCAGAUCGACGGCAUGGCUCUCUCCAAGCUCAAUGUUCUACACUGGCACCUGGAUGACGCCCAAUCAUGGCCGAUGGAGAUGCGCUCUUACCCGCAAAUGACCAAAGAUGCUUACUCGGCCCGCGAGGUGUACACGGCGGCCGAUAUCCGCCGGGUAAUUUCCUACGCCCGAUCCCGCGGGGUCCGGGUAAUCCCCGAGGUCGACAUGCCCGGCCACUCGUCCUCGGGCUGGAGACAGAUCGACCCGAAGAUUGUGGCGUGCGAAAACUCGUGGUGGUCCAACGACGUGUGGGAGUACCACACGGCCGUCGAGCCGAAUCCGGGUCAGCUGGACAUCAUCUACCCCAAGACCUACGACGCGGUGCGCAACGUCUAUACCGAACUGUCGGGCAUCUUCACCGAUAACUGGUUCCAUGUCGGCGCGGACGAGCUCCAGCCUGGCUGCUACAACUUCAGCUCCUAUGUCAUGGACUGGUUCGCGGAGGACUCAUCGCGUACCUACAAUGAUCUUGCGCAGUACUGGCUCGACCACGCCCUGCCCAUUUUCCGCAGCGUGGGCUCGCACCGUCGCAUGAUGAUGUGGGAGGACAUCGCGCUGGGCACCGAGUCGGCUAACGACGUACCCAAGGACAUUGUGCUGCAGAGCUGGAACAAUGGCUUGACCAACAUCCAGAACCUCACGGCCCGUGGCUACGACGUUGUCGUCUCAUCGUCUGAUUUCCUGUACCUGGACUGCGGCAAGGGUGGCUUCGUCACCAAUGACCCGCGCUACGACGUGAUGUCCAACCCUACCGGCGAUGUCACCUUCAACUACGGCGGCAUUGGGGGCUCCUGGUGUGCGCCGUAUAAGACCUGGCAGCGCAUCUACGACUACGACUUCACGUCCAACCUCACCGAGUCGCAGAAACGCCACGUUCUGGGCGCUGAGGCGCCUUUGUGGUCUGAGCAGGUUGACGACGUGACAAUUUCUAGCCAGUUCUGGCCGCGGGCUGCUGCGCUCGGCGAGCUUGUCUGGUCCGGCAACCGCGACGCCUCUGGCCAGAAACGCACUACGCAACUCACCCAGCGUCUGCUGAACUUCCGCGAGUAUCUUGUUGCGAAUGGAGUGAUGGCCACUGCCCUCGUACCCAAGUACUGUCUCCAACAUCCCCACGCCUGCGACCUAUACUACAACCAGACCGCAGUGUCUCCUUGA